AUGAAAGACGUUUUUGCCAGCCGCAUCGAAACGACCAAGUCGUUGGUCAAGGCUUGUGAAAAACUGAAAUUAAAAGCUUUCAUCAAUGCGUCUGCUGUCGGAGUGGUACUGGCCAAAGAUUCCAAUUUUAUCAAAUCCUUAUACCCAAGCCAUCGACUCGGUCUUGGCGGGGCCCUCGGUACCGGGCGGCAGUGGAUCUCUUGGAUUCAUUUGGACGAUGUGGUGCGCAUUGUACAAUUCCUUUUGGAACCGAAUUGUUCCGUCCCUGUGGGACCGGUGAAUGCCACCUCACCGAACGCGGUUCGUCAGGCCGCUUUGUCCCGUUGCUUGAGCGAGGCUAUUGGGGCGCCUCGACUUCCGUUCGGUGCGCCGCCCGCCCCGGCGUUUGUGUUCCGUGCGCUUUUGGGAUCCGAUCGAGCCACCCUGGUUCUAGAUGGCCAGCGCGUCAUACCCAAAAAGUUACUUGAUGCCCGUUUCCAGUUUCGAUACACACGACUGGAAGACGCGUUGCAAGCUAUCUUCGGUCGCAAACCGUCGCCUCCCGCAUACGACUGA
Messenger RNA from Echinostoma caproni, 555 nucleotides. The record is from the annotation of a GenBank genome assembly. Lineage: Eukaryota; Metazoa; Platyhelminthes; Trematoda; Plagiorchiida; Echinostomatidae.